CUUUGUCUCCCUCUCUAGUUUCAUCUUCCAUUCCAUGGCUUUUGCAGCUGCUCCUCAUGCCUCACACACUUUAAGCUUACUUGGUACCCCAAAUUCAAGAAGAGCAACCACAACAACUAGAACCUCAAGCCGCCAUGUGAACCACGUUGCAACUUUUCAUGUGCAUGCAUCAACCUCAUCAUCCCAAGCUGAGGGUCCAAGCAAGCGAGGAAGACCCCCACCGGCUCCCGGAAUCGAUACCAGAAUCCAUUGGGAAAACGAAGAUGAAGGCUGGAUUGGAGGAACCAGCAGCAAGAAAACACAACAGCAAGUAGAGCAAGAGCAGCAGAAAGAUGUCUGGGGAAAUAAGUUUGCUGAUUUGCUUGAUGACUCAGCUGAUUCUCACUACCAGUUUUUAGGAGUAUCAGCAGAAGCUGAUCUAGAAGAAAUCAAAGCUGCUUAUAGAAGACUAUCCAAAGAGUACCAUCCGGACACCACUUCUCUUCCACUAAAGACUGCGUCCGACAAGUUUGUGAGGCUAAGAGAAAUUUAUGAUGUGUUGAGUAACGAAGAGAGCCGUCGAUUUUACAACUGGACACUUGCUCAAGAGGCCGCAAGUCGCCAGGCUGAAAUGAUGAGAAUGAGGUUGGAGGAUCCUUUUGUGAAAGAAGUGGAGACGUAUGAACCUAUUCCGGAUAUGGUGGAUCGUCUUGGUGGAAAGAACAUGGCCCUUGGCGAUCAAGCAGUGACAGCCCUUACCAUUGAUAUUUUCAUCAUUAUCUUUGCUAUAUGUUGCAUUGUAUAUGUGCUUGUAUUCAAGGAGCCAUAUUACUAGCUAGGGACACAUAGCUUAGAUGUAGCUUAUACCUGAUCCAAAGUGCGCACAUUAUGAUUCAAGAAAAUUGCACA
Messenger RNA from Fragaria vesca subsp. vesca, 888 nucleotides. RefSeq names its product dnaJ homolog subfamily B member 14-like. Lineage: Eukaryota; Viridiplantae; Streptophyta; Magnoliopsida; Rosales; Rosaceae. The record is from RefSeq and is a predicted model, not a curated record. The transcript has 2 exons. Bases 35 to 814 code for a protein of 259 amino acids.